Molecule: messenger RNA, 929 nt
Organism: Colletotrichum godetiae
Lineage: Eukaryota; Fungi; Ascomycota; Sordariomycetes; Glomerellales; Glomerellaceae
Product: riboflavin synthase
Exons: 2
Coding region: 154-852 (232 amino acids)
Biological process (GO): riboflavin biosynthetic process
Molecular function (GO): riboflavin synthase activity
Source: RefSeq, a predicted model, not a curated record
UAGCUUCCGACAGCUUUCAAUGACUUCUCAUCUCAGCUCAUCUCACUCACUCAAUUCAACACCAACACCUCUCAUUGACGUAGCUUCAUAGCCUUUAUAUCCAUCGAGUUUCGAAUUCUCACCACUGUACUGAGCAAUCGAAUAACCGCAAUCAUGUUCACCGGCAUCGUCGAGGAAAUCGGAGUCGUCUCCGAACUCAACCCCAACGACGAGACAGGAGGCACCUCCCUCACAAUCACCCUCCCCGAGUCCUCCACCCUUCUCUCAGACUGCCACCUCGGCGACUCAAUCGCCAUCAACGGCGUCUGCCUCACCGUCACAUCCUUCGAGCCCUCCGGCCCCCCCUCCUUCAAGGUCGGCGUCGCCCCCGAGACCCUGCGCAUCACCAACCUCGGCUCCCUGGUCAAGGAUUCCCGCGCCAACCUCGAGCGCGCCGUUCGCGCCGACACCCGCAUGGGCGGCCAUUUCGUCCAGGGCCACGUCGACACCACGGCCACCAUCCUGGCCGUCACGCCCGACGGCAACGCCCUCACGUUCCGCUUCGCGCCGCGGGACAAGGCUGUUCUGCGCUACAUCAUCUACAAGGGCUACGUCGCGCUCGACGGCACGAGCUUGACCGUGACGCAGGUCAAUGACGAGGAAGGCUGGUGGGAGGUCAUGUUGAUUAGCUACACGCAGGAAAAGGUUGUCGUCGCGAGCAAGAAGCCCGGUGAUACCGUCAACAUUGAGGUUGACAUGAUGGCAAAGUAUGCGGAGAAGAGCCUCGCGGGGUACCUUGGCGGUGCUGGCAGCGCUCCGUUGGAGAGAAUGGUUGAGCGGAUCGUGGCUCAGGGACUUGGUGGCAGGUCUUGAGGAGAGAGUGUAUGUAUGUAUGUAAUGAAAAGAAAACGUCAUUCCUAGGUUUUUAUAUGAGCUUCUUUUUACAGCUA